AUGUCCUUCAAAGAAGGUUGGGUUGGCCUCGGCAUAAGCCCCAUGAUAAGAAUGACGUCCAGGUUCUACGGGCACGAUGGGAGGGUCUCUUUCUUGGCUCUGAGCCUGCGGUUGAGCGCCUGGGAGCGCGAGGAAACGGCAGCCAUGAAGCUCUUCACCGCACUUCUUGCGUUAUGUGUCGCGCAAAGCCACCAAACGGAGGCUUCCGCCGAUGAUUUUACAGAGCCCGAGGUUUUGAUGGAGAAGAUCGGCUUCCACUCCGGGAAGAUCGGUAUCUUCGCUCAGGUGGGCUCAGCUGAGGUCUGGCCGGAAUUGGCGCAAUGUGUCUCCAACGUGCUGGAAGCAUCGGACGACAGCAUCGGCGUGCACAUCGAUUAUGUCGAGGCCUCCGCCCCGACGAAGGCGGCGAUGCACCAGCUCUGGGGCUACCUGCGAGGCAAGCACGGCUUCGUCAACUUGCUCCUCACGAAGUCCAAAUCAAAGGGCAUGGACAUGGGCCACUUCGUCUCACAAUUGUACACAGCUCAGAAGAAGGGCCUGCAAUAUGACCUGAUGCUGAAGAUCCACACCGACAGCCACCCAGACCUCCGGAAGCUGGCAAUGGAGGCGCUCUGUGGGACGAAGUUCCAAGUGCGCAGCGCGCUCCACAACUUCGAGGCUCACGGCAAGCUGAAUCUGAUUGCUCCCGCUGGCACCACGAUGACCCGACGGACGAAGACUGCCAAUCUGGCUCCGGCUCUCUCCGAGCGACUUUUCGGUGGCCGCGCGGAGGUCGGUGGAGCUCCGAUGUACUCGACGAAGCAGGCAACGAAGUUGUUGCUCAAGGAGAUGGGUGCCAACAUUGAUAUCGCGGAGGACCAGCUCACAAGCAUCGGUGGCAACAUGUAUUGGGCUCGCUUCAACUCCGUGCCCUUCCCGAACCUGGCGGCUUCGGCGUCAACGAUCUGGCCUAAGCUCGAGGGCAUCGAGACGGAGCUGGGGAACUUCGCCGUCUCCUCCAUCCGCGGCGCGGGCUACUACGUCGGAGAGCUUCCCAUGGCUCCUAAGGUGAUGGCCAUCUACUUCCCGCAGUACCACCAGUUUCCUGAGAACGACGAGUUCCACGGCGAGGGCUUCACCGAGUGGACGCACUUGAAGCCUUUCGUGGACGAAGCCAACGAGCUCCGGAAGCCGCUGGCUGCGGAGUUGGGUGGCUUGGACUACUACGACCUCACUGACAGGAAGGUCCGCAAGCACCAGGCGGACCUCGCUAAGCAGUACGGAGUUCACGGCUUCAUGUUCUACCACUACUGGUUCAGCGGCCAGGGCGUGAAGAACAGCAGUGUCAUGUGGAAGAUUCCGCACAUGAUGCUCCAAGAUGGACAGCCGGACAUGCCCUUCUUCUUCUCCUGGGCAAAUAGGCGCUGGGAGCGCGGCUAUGGCGAGCAUGCCACUGGGGAGGUCUUGAUCGACCAGGACUACAGCAACGAGUCUGGAUGGAAGGAGCACUUCGAAUACCUGCUGCCGUAUUUCCAGCACCGCCUCUACAAGAAGGUCGACAACAAGCCCAUCUUCGCCAUCUACUUCCCGCAGGAGAUUGGUGACAAGUUGGGGCCGAUGAUGAACAACUGGCACCAGCUUGCCAAGCAGAACGGCUUCAACGGCAUCUACUUCCUGCGGACGGUCAGCGGGGCCGGCGGCCCUCAGUUCAUGCCCAGCCUCUUCGACGCCAGCUUCCACUUCAUGGCGGUCUGCGAGCGAUGCGGACGCCCUGCGUCCGGUGAAGAUAAGGACUUCGUGACCACGUGGCCGCAGUAUUGGGGUGCCACGACGGGCUUCGACAACCGCGUUCGUGGCUGCAGCCAGCGCUACCGUGCAAGCCCUGAGGAGUUCAAGGUGGCGCUCCAGCAGUCUUUCAGCAACAUGAGCCAUCAUCCUGCUCGCCGAAUCAACGAGAACCUCUACUUUGUCGCCGCAUGGAACGAGUGGAACGAGCAGGGAGUUCUGGAGCCUGACGCGAUCCAUGCGUUUGCCUACUUGCAGGCCCUGCAGCAUGCUGCAGAGACUAUCGGAGCAGCCGACCCCACGUCGGAGGAUCUUCUGUCCGUGGCGGCGCCUGUGAAGAAGCAGCGCCCCAUGACUUCCUUGCUGGAGAUGAAGAGCAUCGAGGUGAGACCAGAUCUUGCCUGGGGCCACGGCACGGGGCCCAAGAAGUGGGACGAGACGCGCCGGGACCGGAAGGUGGAUCCCAAGGAGAACCCCGAGCCUCAGGUGACGCUCGGUGGCGAUGCCAAACGGCCGAUCGACGACCGUCUUACUACUACCGAAGCUCAAAGGACGAUGGCAAGAGCAGCGUCCGCGCACGUGGAAGAGACUACCGCCACAACAAGCGCGGAGACAAAGGAGGCCGCAAUGGCCGGGAUGAUGUUGAUGAUCGCACACGUGCCGGACGUAGAGAUCGUGGAGACGACGGUCGCCGAGGUGACGAUCGCCGUGGAGGUCGCGAUGAUGGUCGCCGAGGUGACGACGACCACCGCGGAGGUCGCGAUGAUGCUCGCCGAGGUGACGACCGCCGUGGAGGUCGCGAUGACAGGGGCAACAGCACACGGGACGAUGAUCGUCGUGGAGGUCGUGAUGAUGGUCGCCGAGGAGGUGACGACCGCCGCGGAGGUCGCGACGACGGUCGCCGUGGCGAUGAUAGUGGCAACAGCACGCGGGACGAUGAUCGACGUGGAGGUCGCGAUGAUGGUCGCCGAGGUGACGACCGCCGUGGAGGUCGCGAUGACAGAGGCAGCAGCACGCGAGACGAUGAUCGACGUGGGGGUCGUGAUGAUGGUCGCCGAGGUGAUGACCGUCGUGGAGGCGGCCGAGGUGACGACGACCGUCGCGGUGGCCGAGGUGACGAUGACCGUCGUGGAGGCGCAGCCAGGUGACUGGGACUGGGAGUACGUGCCUAUUUGA
Symbiodinium sp. CCMP2592 is the source of this 2940-nucleotide messenger RNA. Lineage: Eukaryota; Dinophyceae; Suessiales; Symbiodiniaceae. The record is from the annotation of a GenBank genome assembly.